Gambusia affinis (western mosquitofish) is the source of this 3466-nucleotide messenger RNA. Its product is annotated as free fatty acid receptor 3. The coding region runs from base 1598 to 2644 and encodes 348 amino acids. Gene Ontology annotation, molecular function: bioactive lipid receptor activity. Gene Ontology annotation, cellular component: plasma membrane. NCBI's taxonomy places the organism in Eukaryota, Metazoa, Chordata, Actinopteri, Cyprinodontiformes, Poeciliidae. The transcript has a single exon. Gene Ontology annotation, biological process: response to fatty acid; positive regulation of insulin secretion; G protein-coupled receptor signaling pathway. The record is from RefSeq and is a predicted model, not a curated record.
GUGUGAAAAUAUCCUGAAAGAUCCAGAAAUCCACCCUGGACAUUUUGGCAGGUCUCAGGUCGUUGGUGGACCUGGACCAGGCUUUCAUAUCAUUUAUUUCAGGUUUUGCUUACAUACCAUAACAUAUUUCAGAACAUUUUGAAGAACAUUGAAAGUCCUUUCAAAAGCCUGGAGAACCAUUGAUCAGGAUGAUAUUGGCAUUUGAAAGAAAAACCAUCAACAUGUGACAAACUGGAGGUUUUGGACAUUUUUGAUUAUCCUAUAAAUCAGGGGUCUCAAACUCCUCCAGGCCCGCUGCCCCGAAACCUUUAGAUGAGCCUCUGCUGCAACAUCUGAACAGAAUAAUGAGGUCAUUAAGGUUCUGGAGAACUGAUCCACAGAGGAGAGAUCCGUUUCAUUCCAGUGUUUUGUUCCUGUGGCUCAUCUAAAACCUGCAGGACAGCGACUGGAGGCCUGGAGUUUGAGACCCCUGCUAUAAAUAUUCUCUAAUAAGUGAUUUAAUUGCCUUAUUUUUCUCAGAUUUAUUCCACCGGCAUGUUUAUUUAAAAUUCACAGUUGAGCAUGUUCACUCUGUCUUGUCAACCGUUGUGUUUAAUGACUGUUUGGCUUUGUCAUAGUGUUCAACUACCGCUGAUGGAGGCAUAAAGGCUGUGAUAAGAACGUGAACUUUGACUCUGCUUCAGAUAAAUAAUGUGGUAAACAUGGUCAUCACCUCAAUAAAUCCCAUAAAUCUCACCUGCGUCUGCAUCAGGGGAUGCAUUGUUGUCCAUCUGUAGUUUGAAGAAAGGGAACCAUAACGAGAACCAACCUGCUGAACCCAACCAACAUUAAAGCAGCAGCUAUUAGUCUGGAGUCCAGUCAGGAGGCCGGCUCGGUUCUCUAGCCAACACCUCCUGUUUGGAUCGCUUUCAGGGAAAAACAUUUCCUGGUAUCUCAGGUUCCCUCUAAUAAAAGGCCUCAGAGAUUUUCUGCUCCAUUUUCUUUACCAAAAGCGUCCAACGUGACCGUCACAGGAACUUUCUCUCCGUCAUAAAACUGUUAGAGCAACUUUGUGCCACAAACACGUCUCCCUGUCCAAGGGCCCAGCCUCCUGUCACCGACCAUCACCGAGGUCACGUUUACUGCUUUACUGCCCGGCCCUCCAGGCCACUCUGACAGCAUGCGCUUCCUAACCGCUCAGAUUAUUCUGAAUCAUUUCACUUAAGGGCCCAGAUGCUACCUGUCUGUUGGCCUUUGCUGAGAGGGUGAUUAAGGCCGGCUGGUGUGGGGUAAAUGCGCCAUACUUCUGCCUGAGUGGCUACGUCUCCUUAUCUGUCAUCAUGUCGUGUGCACCUCGCCCCCAACGCGCCCACUUUGUGGCCACCGCCUCCUUUGUUGCUGUUGUCACCCGACGGUGGAGUUUUUACUUCUGCGUCAGAAAUGAGUGUGCACCAUGGAGGAAGAGCUCGGCCCGCCCUCCAUCGCUGACCAGCAGAACGUGAGCGCAGACGACACCAGGAUGGAUGUCCAGGUGGUCUGCUUGGCUUAGACGCUCCUGUUUGAUCGGCCAUGGUAAACCAAGAGAAGUCUUGGUUCUUCAGCAGACUCGUCUAAAGAGAUGGAUCUUACAGUCUUAGACUGCGUUGCUCUUUCAGUUUACAGCUUCACCUUCCUCCUGGGACUUCCUGCCAACCUGCUCGUCUUCUUCGUCUACAUCCGUAAGGCUCGAAAACACGGUGCCACGCCCAACGUGGUCUACGCCCUCAACCUGUGUCUGGCCAACCUGGCACUUGUAGCCUGGAUGCCUGUAAAGGUUCUAGAGACGGUACUAAAGGACUGGAUGCUGCCACCACCCUUGUGCCCGGUUUACAGCUUCUUCCUCUACUCCUCUCUGUAUGUCAGUUGCCUCUUCAUCACCGCUGUCACGAUUGGGCGAUACCUCAGCAUUGCUUACCCCAUCAUCUACAAGAGAUACCGCCGUGCCAGACUGUCCUGCUACAUCUGCGUCGCCUUGUGGGCAGUAGUGAUGGUGCAUCUUGGGCUUAGCCUGAUGGCUGAAGGUGGGGCUUACUUCAUUGGUGUCCAGGAUGAAAUCUCUGCCUGUUACGAACAUUUCAACGCAACGCAGCUGAAGAUCCUGCUUCCUCUUCGCUUGGAGAUGGCCAUCGUCUUGUUCAUUUUGCCUCUGAUUGUCACUUCCUUUUGCACGCUGCGCUGCGUCACUCUGGUGUGGCGCUCAAAUUUGCCUCCUUUGGGUAAGAGGAGAGUCCUGGCAGUGGCCCUGUCCACAUUGGCUGUAUUUGUGAUCUGCUAUGCCCCCUACAACUCCUCGCACAUCGUAGGAUUUGUUCAGCAGGAAAGCAUUAAAUGGAGGACAACAGCAAUGCUGACGAGUUCCUGCAACGUCUUCCUGGAGCCAGUGGUGAUGCUGAUGCUUUCACCUGUUGGGUCGAGGGGCAUCCUGAGAAGAAUCUGUGGCCAGCAGAGUCACCUCAGGUGGAGCGAUGGGUGUCGACAUCGAGCCAAACCCACCAGCGGGUUUGCAAAUACCAAGGUUCCACCUAUAACAUCUGCCAACAUGCGGGCGGAGGCCGAGGUGACGAGAGAAAGUCAAGGAUUGGACGGCGAACCAAACAAAUCCACCAUCUUUCAUCUCCAGGUCUGAGCCAGCACAGAUUUGGGAACUUUAUUGUUCCCAGUCAUGUUUCUUGUAGCUUCCAUCCAAAUGUUUCUGUGGAUGAAAGAAACUGGUGAACAUGACAGAGUGAGGACUCAUGAUUUCACCAGUUUUCCUCAAGUCAAAGUUUUUACCAUGACUCUUUUAUUCCCUGAGAGCAACAAACUGUUAUUCCUCAGAAACGAAUCUUUAGGAUGGAUUUAAAGUUGAAUUUCUACAAACAUUAAGCCUUUUUUUAAAGCAGUGAUUUGAUCAUUGAUCAUUUGAUUAUCAGGCAAACUGAUCUGUUUGUCGUCCAACGAGCAGUUACUGAAAUGUUCAUUUCUCUUUUAUAACUGAGCUACAUAAAACACCCUUAAGUCAAAUUUCAAAGGUUUAACUACAAUUUAAUGUCUAAAACCAAUUAGUUCCAUUAAUAUGUAAAUAAAUGUUUCUCAAUCAUGAGACAUAAAGUUUUUCUCAGAAACCUUGUUUGUUUUUGAACUAUUGUUGGAUUCCAAGAGUAAACAGGAAGGAUUUUUAAAACUAUUUUUAUUGAACUGGAUGUUUUCUGUUAAACCCCUUAAUGGUUGAAUUUUACAACUGAUGCAUUAAAAAUUAACUGAAUUAAAUAAAAUUAAGUCUUUUGUGUGUUGUCUUCAUUUUGAUCCCAAUAAAAUCUGAUGCUGGAUUUGUGUUUUUUCAUUUUUAUCUUAUUUGAUCUACAUUAAGAUUGUUGUACUUUAGCUCAUUUUUAUUUUACCUCAGUUGAGUUUUGGAUUACUGCAUCUUACUUUAACUUGGAUAAUCAUAGUUUAUCGGAAAUUGAGC